Molecule: messenger RNA, 4775 nt
Organism: Camelina sativa (false flax)
Lineage: Eukaryota; Viridiplantae; Streptophyta; Magnoliopsida; Brassicales; Brassicaceae
Source: RefSeq, a predicted model, not a curated record
GAUUCACGGUAUGAAUAUACAAGUAAAGGGAAUGAUCUGGUUGCCAUACAAUUCCUGCUGAAGCUUCCUUGGACGCACUGCAUGCUGUUUAAGAAGCCUAGCUCUCUAGUAAAGUCUAAGUGUUUAUCUGUGGGAAUAUGGACAAAGCUUGGUUUACAAGAUGGGAGUGGUUUUAAUAUUUUUAAUCGGGCUCUUUCUGACGAUUUUGAACAAGUGCGAGCUGUUGCUGUUAUCUCUAUGCCCCUCAAAGUUCUUUUCUCUGGUCUUGAUGCCCUUCUUCAUAUAUUUCCAAGACUGGAGGAUUUGUUGAAAGAAAAGCAAUUGAUGGUUAAGAAGGCCAUUCCUCAGUCCCUUGGCUUCUUAUCUUGUCUUUAUGGGUCAAGUACAACCCGCUCAGAGAAAACUGCAUGCCAUUUAUUCCUACAUGAAGAUUUGAAGAAAGAUGAGACUCUGAAUUGUCUACUUCAAGGGUUCCAAUGUUCAAAGUGUGAUAAAUUUAUCGAAAGCAAAGAUGAGAAGCAUUUCAUAAUCAUAGAGCCUCCAGAGAUGGUGAAAUUGGAAAUGGACCAUCAUCGUGAUUACUUUAACCUUCAAUUAUAUUUUAAUCUUCUCAAUGACGAGUCUUCUGAAGAGACUCAGCUAGCCUGCGUAGAAGUAAUAAGGAGAAUUCUUGGCCACACCCCCCCAGAUAUUCUGGUCAGAACAAGGUCUCAAUGGAUAAGAUGCCUUAAAGAUCUGCUACUUCAUGCAAAUACAGAUGUAAGGGAAGCAUUCUGUGCUCAGAUUGGUAUCUUUGUACAGCAUCCUAUUUUGGGCGGUUUGUUUCAUGGUGAAGAUGCUAUGGAAAAAAGUUGCGAACAAAAGUUUUUUAGUUUGAUUGAGCGUUCUCUAGCAACAGCGAAGGAUCCUCUUGUCAUCCAGACUCUACUGGAAACGACAGCUGAAGUUAUGGUAGCUGUUGAUGUUACUAGUGAGCUUUUCUUGUUUUGUCUUUUCCUGCUGAUUGAUCAGCUUGAUCAUCCCAACUUGAUCAUCCGAAUAAAUGCUUCAAGGUUAAUAAAUCGGUCAUCCUACGUCCAUGUGAAAGGGGGAUUUGCAACCCUACUUUCCAGAGUUGCUCAUAUUCAAAAUGAGUUGUUUGAUAAUCUAUCUGCCAGGCUGACCAGCCGUUCAGAUGUGGUAAAAGAAUUCGCAGAGGCUGUUUUAGGUGUUGAAACUGAAGAACUUGUGAGGAAAAUGGUCCCUGUUGUUCUUCCUAAGCUCUUGGUAUACUGGCAGGAAAAUGCUGAAGCAGCCAAUACCUUGAACGAACUGGCAAGGUUAUUAGACACAGAUGUGGUACCGCUAAUAGUUAUUUGGUUACCCAGAGUUCUUGCAUUUGCUCUGAACCAAAAAGAGGACAAGAAUCUGCUCUCAGUUUUGCAAUUGUAUCACUCACGGAUUGGUUCUGACAACCAAGAAAUUUUUGCUGCUGCGUUGCCUGCACUCUUAGAUGAGCUUGUAUGCUUUGUGGACAUUGCUGAUAUACCUGAGACAGAUAGACGGGAUAUACUCGCAUAGCUUCGUACUUUUGAGCAGAAAUUGCUAGUUGGAAGUAGCAUGAAAGUUUCUUAAAUUUACAUGUCAACAGAAAUGGCUAGAGGCUACAGAGACUGCCUGAGGCAAUAAAGAAGAUCUCAAAAGUUUUAGCAAAUACGGAAGAUCUUCCUGGAUUCUUACAAAAUCAUUUUGUUGGACUCCUUAACAGUAUUGACAGAAAAAUGCUCCAUGCAGAUGACAUUUUUCUUCAGAAACAAGCGCUGAAGCGUAUUAAGCUGCUCAUUGAGAUGAUGGGCCAUUAUCUCAGCACAUAUGUGCCUAAGCUUAUGGUUCUCCUUAUGCAUGCCAUUGACAAAGAUGCACUUCAGAGCGAGGGUCUCUUGGUCUUGCAUUUUUUUACAAGAAAGUUGGCUGCUGUAUCGCCAUCUAGCAUAAAGUAUGUGAUUUCUCAGGUAUUUGCUGCACUCAUCCCCUUCUUGGAGAGAGAGAAGGAAGGUCCUCAUGUUUAUUUGGAGGAAGUGGUAAAAAUUCUUGAAGAACUUGUUUUGAAGAAUAGAGAUAUACUAAAGCAGCACAUUUGUGAGUUUCCCCUCUUACCUAGCAUACCGUCUUUAGGAGAAUUGAACAAUGCUAUACAAGAAGCACGUGGAUUAAUGAGCCUGAAGGAUCAGUUGCGGGAUAUUGUAAAUGGUAUGAAACAUGAGAACCUGAAUGUUAGAUACAUGGUGGCAUGUGAGCUAAGCAAAUUGCUGUAUCACAGAAAUGAAGAUGUUGCUGCACUAAUUGCUGGUGAACUUGUCUCAGACAUGGAAAUCGUGAACUCUUUAAUCACAUCUUUACUACAGGGAUGUGCAGAAGAAUCUCGAACUACAGUGGGUCAGAGGUUUAAGUUAGUCUGUGCAGAUUGUCUUGGAGCAAUAGGUGCUAUUGACCCUGCCAAAGUGAGAGUUGCUUCAUGCAGUCGUUUUAAAAUCCAAUGCUCAGAUGAUGAUCUUAUCUUUGAGCUCAUUCAUAAACACUUGGCAAGAGCUUUUAGAGCUGCACAGGAUACAAUCAUACAAGACUCAGCUGCUCUUGCCAUACAGGAAUUACUAAAGAUUGCUGGUUGUGAGCCAUCAUUAGCUGGGAAUGUUGUUCUGUUUACCCCCCAGGAGUGUGUACAAGUCAAUGUAUCUGGUUCUAGAAGAUGUGGAAGUAACAGUGAAGUGAAGGAUAGGGGGAAAAAACUAUGGGAUCGCUUCUCAAACUAUGUUAAAGAACUAAUAGCUCCCUGCUUGACUUCAAGGUUUCAGCUUCCAAAUGUGUCUGACCCUGGAUCAGCUGGACCAAUUUAUCAGCCUUCUAUGUCAUUCAGAAGGUGGCUGUCCUACUGGAUAAGGAAAUUGACAGCACAUGCAACUGGAUCCCGUGUAAGCAUAUUUGCUGCUUGCCGUGGCAUAGUGCGUCACGAUAUGCAGACAGCUACGUAUCUCUUACCAUACUUAGUUCUGAAUGUUGUUUGCCAUGGGACUGAGGCAGCACGGCUUAGCAUUUCAGAAGAGAUCCUUUCUGUUCUUGAUGCUGCUGCAUCAGAAAAUAGUGGAGUGACAAUAAACAGCUUUGGUGUUGGUCAGAGUGAAGUUUGUGUUCAAGCUGUUUUCACGCUUCUUGAUAACCUUGGGCAAUGGGUUGACGACGUGAAGCAGGGAGUAGCACUCUCAUCUUCUAUGCAGAUAUCAGGUGGUAGGCAAGUAGCACCCAAAUUGAAAGACCAGGUUUCAACCUUAACAACAGAACAGGAUCAUCUUCUUGUACAAUGUAAAUAUGUGUUGGAGCUUUUGCUUGCUAUUCCCAAGGUGACCCUUGCUCGGGCUUCUUUCAGGUGCCAAGCUUAUGCCAGGUCACUGAUGUACCUCGAAUCCCAUGUACGUGAAAAGUCAGGCUCCUUAAAUCCCGCAGCAGAGAAGACAGGCAUCUUUGAAAAUGCUGAUGUCUCUUCUCUGAUGGGAAUAUACAGCUGCCUUGACGAGCCUGAUGGUCUUUCGGGCUUUGCAAGUUUAAGCAAAUCGUUAAGUUUGCAAGACCAAUUGUUGAUAAAUAAGAAAUCUGGUAAUUGGGCAGAAGUUUUCACUGCAUGUGAACAAGCCCUUCAGAUGGAACCAACAUCAGUUCAAAGACAUUCUGAUGUUCUUAAUUGCUUGCUUAACAUGUGCCACCAUCAGACAAUGGUCACUCAUGUUGACGGACUAAUUUCCAGAGUACCUGAGUACAAGAAAACGUGGUGCACACAAGGUGUACAAGCUGCAUGGAGACUUGGAAAGUGGGAAUUGAUGGAUGAGUAUCUUGGUGGAGCUGAUGCAGAAGGUUUACUAUUCAGUAGCUCAGACAGUAAUGCCUCCUUCGACAGAGAUGUAGCAAAGAUUCUCCAAGCAAUGAUGAAGAAAGAUCAAUACUCUGUAGCUGAGAGAAUAGCAAUUUCCAAACAAGCUCUCAUUGCUCCUCUAGCUGCUGCAGGCAUGGACUCCUAUACACGAGCAUAUCCUUUUGUUGUCAAACUUCACUUGCUAAGGGAGCUAGAGGACUUCCAGGCGGUUCUUAAUGGGGAUUCAUAUCUGGAAAAAUCAUUUAGUACAAUUGAUUCGGUGUUUUCGAAAGUAGUAGAUAACUGGGAGAACCGGCUCAGAUUUACUCAAUCAUCGUUGUGGACAAGGGAACCUCUCUUAGCUUUCCGAAGACUCGUCUUUGGUGCCUCUGGGCUUGGUUCUCAAGUUGGGAACUGUUGGCUUCAAUAUGCAAAGCUUUGCCGUUUAGCUGGACACUAUGAGACAGCUCACAGGGCAAUUUUGGAAGCUCAAGCUUCUGGUGCACCUAAUGUUCACAUGGAAAAGGCGAAACUUCUUUGGAUCACUAGGCGCUCUGACAGUGCCAUUAUAGAGCUACAACAAUCUCUCCUGAAUAUUUUGACUGAUCAUUUCAUUAAACUGUGCUUCCAUGGAGGACAACCAAGAUCCAAGGUUAUCAAUAUAGCGACUGAAUUCAGUGCCUUGAAAAGAAUGAUGCCGCUGGAUAUCAUCAUGCCAAUUCAACAAUCUCUUACCAUUAGCCUACCAGCAUUCGAUAUGAACAGCAAUGAACGACACUCUGCCAGUGUAUUUUCUGAUUCAGAUCUACCAACUAUUUCUGGUAUAGCUGAUGAAGCUGAGAUACUUUCAUCCCUUCAGCGCCCAAAGAAGUAUGGGCAUUCUACCAUAGCAUAA